AUGGCAGAUUUUAUCAAGGUCUACACGGCCGUGCCAGAGCAGCUCUUGGCUCUUUUGACUAAUCAUCUACCCUACUCGCUACCCCUCCUUCGUCGUCUUCAGUUUACCAAGUUUGAAAAUGGCCUACGAGAGACAGCAAGAGUUAUACUGGUACCGGAAUCUCCACUUGAGGAAGGGGUAGACUUUCCGAAGAGAUUCACCGCGGCGUAUAUCGACGUCGGCGGUGGCCCUGACACGCAAACGUGGAUAUACUCGACUCUUGAGCAUCCGGAUAACGCCGACACUAAUGACACGGCUAUCUAUGAACAGCAACUUCAGAAAAUAAUCGAGAAGAGUGUCGUGAUAGCAAAGGCUUAUGGGCAUCCCCUCGUUUAUGGUGAGGCUGUCUUGGUCGGAACAUUGCAUGACUCAGUCCGAGAUCUCCUCUCCAAGACAGGCCGCGUUCAAGCUCGUGAAACUGGGGCAUAUGACAAAUGGCUCUUUAAGUACGAGGAUCUGCCAAAGGAUGAAAUAGCUUUACCCGAGGGUAUGCAUUGGGGAACGGCGACAGAAGGUGAUUGCCGAGUUGUUAUCUCCCGAACCAAUAUCCCGAGAACAGUGCAAGUCUGA
Molecule: messenger RNA, 609 nt
Organism: Fusarium subglutinans
Lineage: Eukaryota; Fungi; Ascomycota; Sordariomycetes; Hypocreales; Nectriaceae
Product: gnat family protein
Exons: 1
Coding region: 1-609 (202 amino acids)
Source: RefSeq, a predicted model, not a curated record